Dendronephthya gigantea is the source of this 1434-nucleotide messenger RNA. Its product is annotated as ladderlectin-like. The record is from RefSeq and is a predicted model, not a curated record. The coding region runs from base 38 to 802 and encodes 254 amino acids. The transcript is spliced from 5 exons. Lineage: Eukaryota; Metazoa; Cnidaria; Anthozoa; Malacalcyonacea; Nephtheidae.
CCAAAUAGUAGAUGGUUUGUAAUUACGCGUUGAGAAAAUGAGUCACAAUUGGCAAAUUCUUUGUUUUGCGAUCGGUGUCCAAUGUUUGGUGUUUCCACUUGCAAAUGCCAGCCAAGCAGGUUCGUGUUUUUCCUCCUCGUUCUCAAGAGCAAUUGGUUACAUCCUUCAAGGAUUUUUACUUGGUGAAAUGGAAGUCGAUUCGAUUAUUGAAUGCAAGAAACGAUGUGUCCUCAGCGCAAAUUGUCAUUCAGUGAAUAUCAUGUCAAAUUCAGACGGAAGCUUCAUGUGUCAGUUGAACAGCCACCUUAAAGAAAGUGGUUUGAAGGAACAAUUUGUACAAUAUGCGUCCGGGGAGUAUUACGGUUUAAAGGAGAGGAAAUUAUGCGAAGAUAAUGGAAAGAAUUGUGGGCUUGAUGCAUCUUGGUUUGCUUUCAAUCAGAGUUAUUUUCAACUCGUCAAUGAUGUUCUCGCAUUUGAAAAUGCACGAAAAGUGUGUCAGGGAAUGAAUGCUGACCUCGCCUCUACAUCGAGUGAGGAAGAACAGGCAUUCUUGUACAACACCUUCAUGAAUCCGGGCGACACAUUUUUUGUUGGCUUAAACGAUCUUGUUGAAGAAAAUGCGUUUAUCUGGACUGAUGGAUCUCCAAAUGUUUACGCAAGAUUUUUCACUCCGCAACCUGGCAAUGAUCCUAACAGUGAAGAUUGUGUUGUCAUCUCCACCUUAGAGAAUGGUGGGUAUUCUGACGUUCCUUGUGACUAUAAAUACAAAUUUUUAUGUGAAACAACUUUUGGAAACCUUUGAGUAAAUAAAUUCUUUCGAUAUAGUACGCAGUAUCAUGGCAAUCAGUAUAAUUUUAAAAUAAAAUGUAUUACGGUAAAAUAUCCAGUAAUUAAACUAGAAGUACUUUUAACGAACUUGAACAAUUGAAACUUAAUAUUAAUAAACUUCUCAACGUAUAUUUUAAAAGCUAUAUACAGUAGGUAUAGGUACUGACAAUCAUUGAGUCAUAUUAUUUGGGGUAGUGUAUGUCUCGAAAACAAAAACAUACAGGGUAAACACAAAAACCUAAACUUGUUUGACGCCAAAGAAACGCAGGGUUUAAAAUACAAAUUCUGUUCAUUAGGCGCAAGUUUGGGAAAUGUUUUUUUAAUCACUUCAGACAAUUUUCGUGUACAUUAGACCGAUAAAUAAAUUUCUACCUACGCAGUGAGGAAGGCUCAUUUUUUCAGCGCAUGUGCAUGUUUAAUGUUAUUCAGCAAAAUUUUAUUCAGUGGAUGAAAUGCAAAACUUUUCAUUCUUCGGCUAUUAUCAACCGCUGAAAAAAUGAGCCUGCUGUAAAUAUUGAAAGACGGUUACCAAAUUCUCCAAAAAUUUCCAACACCACCCCCCCCCCUCCAGUUUAAUUAUAGCUAAAAUUGUUCAUUUUUAUUCAU